AUGUACUUUCAUGGAGUACUUUUGCGCUGCUCGAAAAUGCGCCACAUUUUUCUAUAAAGGACUGCAAAAGGACCCCAAAGGAGACUGUUCGUAAGUUCAUUAAACUUUGAGGUGUUUUGAACGACGACUCAUCCAACUGUAACGCAUUACUGCGGUAUCUGUCAAGUCGCCUGUUCUGUUCAUUGAUUACAAUAGACUCACACCUAAAAAAUGCUUUAACUUCGUGGCCAUCUUGUUUUCAUUCCAGUGCUAAGUUCAACCAAAUGAAAGACUGUGUGGUGAAGGUGGUGAAGUAUUGUGAUGACUCGCUGACAGACAGCACCAUCAGAAGAAUUGUAGACAAAGAUUUAAAGAGCAAAGAAUGUUCUGAAGGCCGCGCUCUAAUACCGCCCUCGUCAGCGGCAUCAUUGCCUUGUUCCAGCUCUUUCGUCACUGAAGCAAACGCAUGUACAAGGACCUUCCGGCAAAUAUUCGUCGCGGACAAAUCGAGUUCCUCUCUUUGCACGUGAGUUUGUGUAGACUAUUUGUUUUUAUACAAUAAGCUUAAUCAUACACGCAUUCUGAUUGGUUGCUACUUAUGAUGUAAAGGCAUAGAUGAUGUCAACGUUAUCAACUAUGCUUCUUUGUGAUUUAAAACAAAUUAAAAAGGACUCAUGAUGCCGUGGGUUUACUCAAAAUGUAUUUGCAUUUGUUUGUUAAACACUGAUAAAUUGAUGGAGAUGAUUUAUUAGGGCGCGGUUGUGGAACAAAGAACAAUUUUACAUUCUUGUCUUGAGAAUGUUCCCCCCGACAAAUUGAGAAAUAACAUUAAAUUUGGGAACAGGCGUAAAAAUGUAGAAAAUUUUCCUAAGACAAGACUCAAACCAUUAUUCCCAGUUCCCUUUUUUUUAUCCGGCUAUGUUAAAAAAGCCUUGAAUUAACGGAUCGUUAGAAGACAUUUAAAUCCACCAUAAUUUUAAAGCUCCGCGAAAUAAAAAAUAAUUAUGAAAAUAAAAUCCAAAAAAUUUGGAAGAGAAUAAGGACAAAUAAAAUUGCUCCUUGGCUGAGUAUUACAAGAACAAUAAAUAUAAACAGAAAUAUUAUGAUCAUUGCUAGUAGUAAUAGAAUUAACCGACAGAUUAAGAAGGCUCUUUAUGUAGACCCAGUAAACUGUCUAAAACGCAAGAAAACGCCAAUGAGCAAGCCACGUUAAGAGAGUGACGCGAGUUUUACCGAUCAGAGUUGGCUUAGCUUUGUAUAAAAAUAGAUCGAAAUCAAUGUAGUCUCAGAUCCAAAACUGCACAAUGAGGGAAACAGACAUACGUAGAAUGAUUUUGUUAAAUAUCAUUCUUUCAGGGAGGAAGCCAAGAUGAAGAAGUGUCUGAAGAAUCUGAUCCAUUCUGACUGCACUAUUUCCUAUACUGACCGAGAAGUGUUGGACUUAGGCUUCACUGAUUACAAUCCUUUCUGCGCAAACAAUCGGGACCCUGGGGCGACCGGAAAUGAUCAGUGCUAUGGCGUGAAAGACAUCAGUGGACCCGCUGGCAUUAAUGCAGCCGCUGGCAUGAAACCUGGUGUAAUGCAGGCGCUGUUGUUAGUUUUCAUGUCCAUUUGUUUCUUUUUCAACUGUUAAAGAGGUUUCCUUCUUCAUCAUUUUAUUCCAGCUUAUUAACAAGUUUAAUAAGUUUUUGGAUCGGCGAGGCAUUUGAAUUAACUGUAAGCUUAUCUUAAGUCUAAAAUAAUUCCUUUUAGUAGUUGGAUUUAUUUCUUAACCGCUUGAACGAGCACUUCUUAUAAAAGUAUUUUAGAAAUUGAAAAUAAUGAAAAUUAAAAUAAGUUAAAAAAAAACAUUCUUUUUUAGUCAACCAAUUAAACUAAUUUGUUUUCACAAUGGUUGUAUUAGAUUUUACGCUGAGCC
Molecule: messenger RNA, 1897 nt
Organism: Pocillopora meandrina
Lineage: Eukaryota; Metazoa; Cnidaria; Anthozoa; Scleractinia; Pocilloporidae
Source: the annotation of a GenBank genome assembly